Molecule: messenger RNA, 555 nt
Organism: Plasmodium yoelii
Lineage: Eukaryota; Apicomplexa; Aconoidasida; Haemosporida; Plasmodiidae
Product: glideosome-associated protein 45, putative
Exons: 1
Coding region: 1-555 (184 amino acids)
Source: RefSeq, a predicted model, not a curated record
AUGGGAAGCAGAUGUUCAAAAAAUAAAGCAAAGGCCCCCAAACGUAGGGACAUGAAUGAAUUAACCGAAAAGGAAAAUUUUGAAGGUGAUAAAAAUGAGGAAACCCCACAAGCUAUAGAUAUUGAUAUUCCUGAAGAUCCAAUUGAAAACGAAUAUGAUGAACCCGUCGAAGAUGAUAAUUUAGAUUUGGAUAUAAAUGACAAUAAAUCUUUUGAUAGAAAUUUAGAUGAUUUAGACAAAUCAAAUUCUGAUAUAUAUUCAGAAUCCCAUAAAUAUGAAAAUGAUAGUGAUAAAUUGGAAACAGGAUCACAAAUAACCUUAUCUACCGAUGCUACUGGAAUUGUUCAACAAAUAACAAAAUUAACUGAACCCGCUCAUGAAGAAAGUAUAUAUAAUACAUAUAAAUCUACCACUCCAUGUGAUAUGGAUAAAAUGGAUGAGACUGCCAAGAUAUUUUCAAGACGAUGUGGAUGUGAUCUUGGAGAUCGUCAUGACGAAAAUGCUUGCAAAAUAUGUAGAAAGAUUGAUUUAUCCGAUACCCCAUUAUUGGCUUAA